Messenger RNA from Centruroides sculpturatus (bark scorpion), 2360 nucleotides. Its product is annotated as N-acetylated-alpha-linked acidic dipeptidase 2-like. Lineage: Eukaryota; Metazoa; Arthropoda; Arachnida; Scorpiones; Buthidae. The record is from RefSeq and is a predicted model, not a curated record. The coding region runs from base 1 to 2301 and encodes 766 amino acids. Gene Ontology annotation, molecular function: carboxypeptidase activity. The transcript has 16 exons.
AUGGUUGGUGAAGCGGGAGAGAUAAGCACUGAACUUUCCAUGUCCAGUGAGAAACUGAGUAGUAUGGUAGCUCGGCGCAAACCAGUCAAGCUUCAUAAAGUCACUAAUGUUUGGAAUAUAGUUAUACGUAAUGCAGGUGUUAUUACUGUUCCAAAUGCUUUGCCAAGUAGAAAGGGUGUCCCUCCAGAGGAGCUGGCAAUUAUAGUGUUUUAUAGAAUUCGUGUUGAUAUGAAAGAUAAUGCGUAUUCUGUUUAUAUCAGCUUCCUCACUGAUCAACCUCAUAUUGCUGGAACGGAAAGAGAUAUUCGACUCGCUCGUUACAUUGGUGAUCUGUGGACCGAACAAGGAUUGGACCAAGUCAAAUUAGUGCCGUAUAAUGUAUUGCUUUCGUAUCCAAAUCCAGAUAAAGCGAACGAAAUUUCGAUUGUGAACGACCAAGGUGAAGUCAGUUUUAUCGCUUGUCACGAAGAGAAAAUACUGCAAAACAAAUUCUGUAUUCAGCCUUUUAAUGCGUAUUCGCCAAAGGGUGAUAUUUUGGCAGAUCCGCUUUAUGUUAAUUAUGGAAGAGACGAAGAUUUUGAUUUGUUGGAAGAAUUGGGAAUUUCAAUAAAAGGAAAGAUAUGCCUGGCCCGUUAUGGAAAAAUAUAUCGUGGGAAGAAGGUAUCGAAUGCCGCCAAAAGAGGCGCCCUCGGUAUGAUAUUGUUCCUUUGCCCCACAGAAGUGGCGGUGUGCGGCACGAAUUCAGAAAACGUGUAUCCAAAUACAUGGUGGAUGCCUUCGGACGCUAUACAAAGAGGCGAUAUUCGCGAAGAGAAAGGAGAUCCGCAAACACCCGGAUAUCCGUCUUUGGAUGACGCCUACAGAAUUCCGGUUGAAGAGAUAAACGAUUUUCCUAAAAUACCUUGCCAACCUAUAGGCUAUGGAGACGCUUUGGCCAUUUUACAACAACUCGGAGGAAAUCUUCUUCCCGAAGAUUGGACCACAAGAAAUAAAGAUAUUCUUAUUGGACCUGGAUUUAAAGACUCGGAAAAAAAAUUACGAUUGAUUGUAAAUAACGAAUUUAAACAAGCUGUUUGCUAUAAUGUAAUUGGUAUAAUUGAAGGCGCAGUUGAGCCCGAUAGAUACGUGCUACUUGGAAAUCAUCGCGAUGCCUGGGUUUACGGGGGAGCGGAUCCUUCGUCCGGCACUGCUCAAAUGUGUGAAGUUAGCCGCGUAUUGGGAACAUUGAAAAAAGAAGGUUGGAAACCCAAUAGGACCAUAGUAUUUUGUAGUUGGGACGGGGAAGAAUUUGGUCUAAUCGGAUCUACCGAAUGGAUCGAGGAGCAUAUGCACAGUUUGCAAGCACGUGCGGUAGCGUAUAUUAACGUGGACAUAUGUGUAGCGGGCGAAAUUUUUCAUCCGGAAGCAUCGGCUUUGUUAGAAGAUUUCUUAACAGAAAUAGCGGACUUGGUAAAUUUUCACCUAACUUACGUUGUAUUAAUUAAUAUUAUUAAAAUAUCUUCUACGAUGUUUCUUUAUAUGUAUAAUUGGAUUAAGAUUCCGGAUCCAAAGCAAUCUACGAAAUCUACUUACGAAGUAUGGAAAGAUUAUAUGAUUAAAUUUCAACGCCAAGUUAGAGUGGAUUCUUUAGGACCGGGGACAGAUCACAUUCCAUUUUAUUUCUACGCAGGAAUUCCUUCUAUCAACCUUUCGUGGCUUCCGGAUACGGAAAAAUACCCAACACUGUUCUUACAUCCCGCAUAUCAUACCGCUUACGAUAACUUCGAUACGAUCGAUCGUUUAAUCGAUCCCGGUUUUCUUACUCAUCGAGCUUGCGCUCGCCUUUGCUGCCUUCUUUUAUAUCAUUUAGCCAACUGCCACAUUAUUCCUUACAAUGUAGAAAUCUUAGCGAAUAGAAUAGAAGAAGCGUGGAUUCCUUUGCGUAAUCAAUUACAAGAAGCGAGGUUUCGGAUUGACCAUUUAGAAAAGGCAAUAUUGGAUUUUAAAAAAGCUUCUCGCCGGUGGAAAAGUCGUUUAAAUUGCGUAGACAUCCGAAAUUCGUACGCCGUUCGUCGAGCAAACGAUCAAAUGAUGCUGUUGGAAAGGAUAUUCGUAAAAUCUAAACAAUAUCGAGAAAUAAAUAUUAUCAGACAUAUGAUAUUCACUCCUUAUCAAAGGUUCUUUCCCAGUCUAAUUAAUCUUCUGAGUGAAUAUCGCAAAUCUCCCGAAGAGAAGAUAAAACAGCUUCUGGAAAAGAAUAUUUCUGAUAUUAUGAUUGCCUUAAAAUCGGCCGAAAAAUUCCUGUUUGUUACUGAUUUUUAAAGUUGAUGACGAUGUUGAAAUAUAUUGAACAUUUAAAGAAAAAUUAAAUCCGCUGAUAU